AUGUGCGAUACACUCACCAGUCUCCUCAUUUUUGCAUUUGUUCAAACUAACUUUAUGUGCAGCAAAACCUAUCAUCCUACUGCCCUUUACCCGCGGUGUUUGGUCGUUCUCUUCACGAGUGUUGGGGCAGUCGGUCUCUCUGAGGGUUCCAUUUGCCCUUUACUGCAGGUCUGCGGUGGGAUCUGCCGGACCGCUACCCCCGUUAAUGUCGCCGGUCAGGGUAGCUUUGGAACUGUAAGCUCCGCGUUCGACAAGUACUUACAGAGAGAGGUGGCCAUUAAGAAGUUGGAUCGGCCUUUCGAGAAUGCAGAGUUCGCUAAGCGCACUUACCGUGAGCUGGCCAUUCUGGCUCAAAUGGAUCAUGAAAACGUUAUUUGCCUCAUCGAUGCAUUUACUCCGCAAACCUCCUUGGAGACUUUUGAAGACGUAUACCUUGUCACACCCCUGAUGGAUGCCGACCUGGGUGCUAUUGUGGCUCAGCAGGUGCUCACUGACGAUCAGAUCUGCUUCCUCGCAUACCAGAUGCUGCGCGCGCUGAAGUACAUGCAUGGUGCCCAUAUAAUCCACCGUGACCUGAAACCCUCCAACAUCGGAGUAAACUCCGAUGUGGAACUGCGUAUAAUCGACUUCGGUUUGGCGCGGCAAAAGAGUCAUCUUAUGACGGGCUACGUGGUUACUCGGUGGUACCGAGCGCCUGAAGUUAUGCUUAAUUGGAUGCAUUACAACGACUCAGGUAGGAUUGAGGUUUUUUGUUCGUUCCACAUGCGUGUAAUUUGCGAGACCUGCUUUCAAUUCGCAUCCCUCUCACCGGUUUUAUCCACCCCUCAAGUCGAUGUGUGGUCAGUGGCGUGCAUUUUGGUGGAACUGAAAACGCGCCAGCCUCUCUUCCGUGGGCUGAACCACAUCGAUCAGGUGAAGCAGAUCAUGAGCAUCGUGGGCGCUCCGGACGAAGAAUUGAUGCAGAAAAUUACCAGUAGCAGUGCACGGGAAUUUAUUGAGAAACUCAACUAUACCAGCAAGAAGGAUCUCAAAGAUGCGUUUCCGUGGGCUUCGCCUGUUUUGCUGGACCUCCUCUCGAAGAUGCUCGUUCUGGAUCCGGAUCGGCGUCUGACAGCAGCACAGGCUCUGGCACAUCCAUACUUCGCGGAAUAUCACAACGAGAGUGAUGAGCCUGUAGGAGAACCACUGGAAGACGAUCUGAUAGAUUCCGACAACCUCACCAUGGAGGAGUGGAAAGAAGCUACAUGGAAUCUGCUGCAAAAUUUUAAGCCGAAGUUGACCUCCCUCCGACCGACAGACGCGUACUCGCCAAUCAACGCGUGA
Echinococcus granulosus is the source of this 1323-nucleotide messenger RNA. Its product is annotated as Mitogen-activated protein kinase. The record is from RefSeq and is a predicted model, not a curated record. Gene Ontology annotation, cellular component: cytoplasm; nucleus. Gene Ontology annotation, molecular function: ATP binding; protein serine/threonine kinase activity. The transcript is spliced from 10 exons. Bases 1 to 1323 code for a protein of 440 amino acids. Gene Ontology annotation, biological process: intracellular signal transduction; protein phosphorylation. NCBI's taxonomy places the organism in Eukaryota, Metazoa, Platyhelminthes, Cestoda, Cyclophyllidea, Taeniidae.